AUGAUCAAACGACAGCUGCGAGUCGACCCGAGCUAUAAACCUUGUGGGAAUGAGGUGGAAUCUACAGAUCGUAUCAUCUUGGGAUGUUCGUUUGCUAGAGCUGUCUGGUUUGGAAGUAAUCUGUCCUAUGUGAUGCCCAAUUCAAACAACCCGAAGUUAUCUCAACUAUUGGGCUUCUGGAGUCAACUACAGUUUCCCAACAAGAAGAGCCGGAUGGCAGCCCUCUACUUACUUUCUUUUAUAGUGUGGCAUUUAUGGCUCGCAAGAAAUGAGCUGGCGUUCAGGGACAUGCGAUAUACUCCAGAAGAGAUAAUUGAGAGAUCACAGAAAGCUUUCCAAGAAUUCUGGGCUUCCUGCACAGCCCCGUCGUCAGCACAUAGCAACUCUUCCAACCAGCCUGUUCAUUGGACGGUGCCCCCUCCAAAUCGGUACAAACUAAACUGCGAUGCUUCUUUACCACACUCUGCUUCGAGGGGAGGGAUUGGAGGCAUCCUGCGCAACUCGAUGGCCAGACCUGUAAUGGCCUUCUCAGCUCCAGAGCAUUUCUUAGAUCCCUUUGUAGGAGAGGCGCUUGCAGUUCGGACUGGCCUAAAGGCGACGCUGGAUGGAGGCUUCGAGAACAUCAACAUUGAAGUGGAUAAUGUUAGCCUGGCGUCUCUGCUGAUAGAUGAAUCCCUACCUGUGCCUAUGAGUGCGGCUAAUAUUAUUGACGAUAUUAAAAUUCUGUUGCAAAAUUUCCCUUUUGUAAACAUCAGUUGGAUCCCUAGAGAAGCGAAUGAUGUCGCUAACUCUCUAGCCAGGAAGGCCACAUCCUUGGUAGGCAGGAUGGAUUGGCCAAAUUCCAAUCCUUGGCUCCUUGACCUUUGUCAACAGGAUGCCUUGUGUAACGCUUGCCCUCCUUUGCAAUGA
Molecule: messenger RNA, 909 nt
Organism: Telopea speciosissima
Lineage: Eukaryota; Viridiplantae; Streptophyta; Magnoliopsida; Proteales; Proteaceae
Exons: 1
Coding region: 1-909 (302 amino acids)
Molecular function (GO): nucleic acid binding; RNA-DNA hybrid ribonuclease activity
Source: RefSeq, a predicted model, not a curated record